CCCAUUCAUCCAAGAAUGGCGGCAAAGAUAAAUCAAAACACAGUUUUGUGUUUAUUUAUUUUCCUGACCAUCGCAGUGAUUGUCAUAAACUCAGCAAGAUUAAGCGAUCCUAAGAUUCUUUUGCCAUACCAUAGCUCUGUUAUUACUAAUUUCACUCUGAAAAUCAAUUUAUCGAGAGAAGAAGCCAGGCUUCCAGACAGUUGUUACACAUGGCAGUCCACUCAGCAGGAGGUGGCCACUAUUCAGCUCGUCAACAGCACGGAUGGAGAGUGUGCAUUCUCUGCUGUGAUCUCUGCAGUGUCCAAGUCACCCUACAGGAAAACAUCCAUGGUGCUUGCCGAGAAUAAAGUAACUGGAGAAGUACUCCGUUGCAUAGUGAUUGUGGAGGCAAUAUCCCGAUUUGAAAUUGAGACCACCACACGAUUGUUGUAUCUAGAAGACUCACCAGAAGAGCUUAUUAUUAAAGGAUAUGAUGAAGAAGGAAAUGUGUUUUCCACUUUGGCUGGAUUAGAGUUUGAGUGGAGUUUACUCCCAGACACAAGUACACAGCGAGAGGAGAUGGUGGAUAUUCUCAGAAUCACUAAGUUUACGGAGUCUCAUUAUGUCAUGCCGAAUCACAUUCAGCAGUUGGAAGCUAAGGGUCUACAGGGCGAUCUGAUUCUAGUGGAGGGAAUGAGAACAGGAAGUGCUCUUGUUAAAGCUCGCAUCAGAGAUGGAGCAUACAAGGAUGUGAAAUCACCAGUUGUGAAGUUGGUGGUGGUGGCCAACUUAAUUAUCACUCCUGCUGAGGCUUACAUACUAAAACAUGCCACAAUUAAAUAUGCCGUGAAGCUGAUCAAACAGAGCUCCAUGAUAGAGAUUUCCCUGCCUUCCUCCCAAUUUUUCCUGGAGGUACAGGAUGAUGGCGUUUGUAAUUUAGACGCCAAAACCUCCAUUGCAACAGGACAGGAAAUCGGCUCCACUGAAAUUGUGUUGACAGACAGAAAUCUGAAGCAGGAUGCCCUUGUCAAACCCAGUGCCAUGCUGUAUGUUGUGGCCCCCAGUUACCUGGGGUUUGUGGUCCUGCCGGACAGGAAGUGGGUCCUGGAGACUGAGAAAGAAUACAACAUUGUCAUAGAGCUGUAUGAUAAAAAUAGCCACAAAAUCUACCCGUCUGAUAAUGUUAUACUGAGGGCAUUGUUUCCUAAAGAAUAUUUUGAUGUGAGAUUCUCCACCAAGAAUGGAACUUAUCACCAUGUAUACACUCUGAAGCCGGGGAAAACUAGCAUUGAAGGCGUCCUGAAAGCCAUUGUACAAGAGGACGAUACAAAGAUAGAAGUUAACCCUGCUGUAAAAAGCUCGCGUUCUGUGGAGAUUUUUGAUCCAAUCAGAGUUAGACCUGAGACCCUUUAUUUUCCCUGGGACCCCCACUCACCCACAAGUCACCAGUAUAGAUUACAGGUAAAGGGAGGAAGCGGGGAGUAUGUCUGGAGCUCGUCUAAUGUGGAGACAACCACGGUCAGCGUCAGGGGGGAGAUAACGACAGGAAAGAGGGGAGAGGCCACCAUCACAGCUGCUGAUGCCAAGAACAGGAUUCACACCGGGUCAGCCAAGGUGUUUGUUUUGCCACCAGAAGACAUGAAAUUUGUCCCAAAGCAUGUGGAGGCAGAGGUGGGAUCCGAGUUAGAUAUGCCACUCUCUGUGUUUGGACGGCACCAAGGAAAACUAUUCCCUUUCAAUGAUUGUCGCAGAAUGAAGGUCAACAUUUCUUUCUCUGAUCCAACAGCCUUCCAACUGAACAGAGUUUCUUUGUCACUUCCUGAGGAGGGGUGCUGUUCAUUAAGACUGAAGGCAGUACAGCGAGGUCACACGGUCGUCCUCGCCAGUUACACAUCCCGGGGGAUAGAUCUGUCUGCCUCUGUCACCAUAGCAGCUUAUGAUCCACUCAUGCCUGUUGAUCCAGAGAAGGUUGCAGUGAUAGCUGUAGGAUCUAGGAAGGAACUGAUCUUUAAAGGGGGACCUCAGCCCUGGGUCAUAGACUCACUCAAGUACUUCCAAGAUUUGACCAGUACCAACUCAGCUGUUACAAAGGUCCAAAAAGUGAAAAUUCUUGGAAACAAUCGUGGUUUCCAUCAUUUUUAUGCGACGUGUGUUGACUUUGGGGAGCAGGUCAUGACCCUGAGAGUAGGUAACAAUAAGACAACGACCAAUCAAUAUCCGGCAGUCGCUGAGGCCUCAAUAAGGUUGAGUUGUUCUGAACCAGUGGGUUUACAGCUCCACCCAGAUCUGAAGUACCCUGAGAAUCUCCCUCCCUGUCCUGUAACAAGGGAGCAAGGCAUCGCAAUCCCAGUCCACUGUCAGCGGAAUUUAGACAUCCUCGUCACGGUCACCGACUCCUUCGGGAGGAAGUUUGACAAUUUCUCCUCCCUGGACUUUCAGUGGUCAGUGUCUGACCAGUCUCUGGCCACUCUGGACAAUUCUGUGGACAGCUCCAUACAGAUCUCUACCAUAUCCAGCAAGGAAGGCUUUAAUUAUGUCAAAUAUUACCGAGGCCUUGUACCUCAAGGUCGACCUGGAUUUGUUGUUAUCACGGCCUCCAUCAACUCUUACCUGGAGAGACACCUCAGAAUGGCGGGAUCUCCAAUAUCAACCAGAAUCCAUCCUAAGAUAAGCCGAUCCCUGGAGCUGAAGCUCGUAGAGGAAGUCAUUGUAAAACCAGACAUCAUCUCGCUGUUUAAUCACCCAUCUAACACGUACACUGUGGACAUACAGAAAGGUUCCGGAUUUUUCCAUGUAAUCCCUGAUCAAGCAGGGGUUGUGAAUCUAGACUAUACUGAUAAAACUAAACAAAUGCAGGUAGUUCCUGUGGCUGAUGGUUCUAUGAAGGUCACGGUGUAUGACCUUUGUGUUUACGUUCGACACCCUCCCACGGCCACCAUAUUCGUGUCAGGUGUAGGUAGUGUGGAACUUUCCGUGACAGAAAAGGUUGAAGUCAAUAAAGAAGCCAAGGUCAAGGUUAGAGUUAUGGAUGCCCACGGAAAACCCCUGCAGGCCAGCUUCUUUAGAUUAAUGGGGUUAAAAUUGAUUCCCACCUCUAAUAUUAUCACCAUCAGAAAAGACAAAGAUCAGAGAGAUGAACUCUUCACUGAGUACUACAUCAUGCAUGGAGCACAAGUUGGUCACACUUCACUGGUUGCUGAGGCUCAUCCCAGUCAUGCUGUAGUGAUCAAGAGUCUAUCAAGACCAGUAGAAGUUUUCCCACCACUCCAGUUAAUUCCUAGGAAUAUUACAAUGAUAAUUGGGGCCAAGUUUCAGGUACUCAGUAAAGGAGGCCCCACCCCCCAAUGUACAGUACUGUUCUCCAUCAAGGACAGUCGUAUUGCAGACGUGUCAAGCAGUGGUCUGCUGGAUGCCCAGAACCUCGGGACGACGAGGGUGUUAGGUCAGGCUGUGGGUCAGGACCCAGAGACAGGAGAAACUAUUAUAUACUCUCAGGAUGAAGUAACAGUGAAUGUAGUAGAGCUGUCUGGGAUCAGAAUUCACUCAGCUUUGUCCAGGAUGCAAACAGGGACCAAGAUGCCCCUGUAUGCAAUUGGUCUGUCAGAACAUGAGACCCCGUUCACUUUUGGCAGUGCCAUGCCCCCUCUGGUUUUCACAUGGUUCAUUAACAAUAAGGAUGUUAUACAGCUACAGAAUGUCUUCCAUAAGACUGGUCUGAAGUCCCCAGCAGAGAGUGACUUUGCUCGUCAACUGGUGGCCAUUUCAGCUGGACAAGUUACCGUCAAACUGACAGUUAGACCCCAUUUAACCUCUAGGUCACAGAUCAAAGGUCACAGAACACUGACAGAUGAGCUGCAGGUGGAGGUUUUUGAAAAGUUAGCAGUCAUAAGCCCAAAGGUCUGUGAUGGGAGAAUUCUGUUGACUCCAAACACAGAAGCUGUCAUCAAAACUAACAGGGAUGGCUCUGCUAAGAUGAGUUAUCAAGUGAUAUCCCUGGAGGAUCCAAGCCCUGUGACAGUGGGGGAGGGAGGAUUACUGUCCAGUGGUCCACUCACCGGACAGGUGGCGCUACACGUCACAUCUCAGGAGGAGUUUGGUACCAAUCAGACCCUGGUAUUACUAGUCAAGGUGAAACCUGUCUCUUACUUAAUGAUAAACUCUGACCUGUCCUUGAGCACAGCUGAAGGUUACAUCAAAAGCAUUCCUGUGGGGACAAUCUUAACCUUAACAAUAACUUACCAUGACAACGUAGGAGAACAAUUUUAUGCCACCAAUGUCCAGAUGAGAUAUCGCUGUAGCAGAUAUGACCUUGUUCACAUAAAACAUGGAUCUGAGAAUGACACAUUGGUUGUCAAGGCAGCAGAAAUCGGACAGACCAUACUCAAGGUUUGGGAUCAGAGGAACCCCUGGCUAGCUGACUACAUCAACAUCCCUGUAGACUAUGUCAUCACACCAUCCAAGGUCACAAUGACCCUGGGGACAGUCGUCUGCUUCAAAGCCCCCCUCGUCUCUACCACGGGUCAUUCUGGUGUCUGGCAGAGUAGAAAUAAAGUGAUUGAUGUAGACAAGAAUUCUGGGAUUGGAACAGCAGAUACGAUAGGCCAUCACCUGGUGGAGUAUACAUUGACACAGGACGUCACCACCUACACAGAGGUGACUGUCACACCCAUUGAUCAGCUGACUGUCGAUGACUCCUGGUCGUUUCUCACAAAUGUCAAGAAUCGCCUGACAGAGUACUUUAUCCAAGUGUCCUUGAACUCCAACUCAGAGGUUAUAGGGGAGAAUUGCACUGGUGAGAUUCAGGCUAGAAACUUUCAGUCUAGUUUUGUUCCUAUCACCUGUGAACUAGAGUUCUCUUCCACUGUCAAUGGUCUGACUAUUGCCGAUCUUUUCCAAGUGUCGGCUACAUUCAGCUCCAAGAAAGGAAAGUAUGGAUGUCUGUUGAAAAAGUUACACCCCGAGACAUUAGUUCAACAGAUUAGUACCAUGUCUAUUGACCUUCAGUUAUUUGUGCUGGUUCCCAGUUUGGAGAACCAGCCUGCAGUGAGGGCACCAGUCAAAAAGUACCAGUAUCUGCCUCCAUUUUAUGUCCACAACUCGGACGUGUCCUUGUCAACAGCAGCACCUCUCUCCUCCAUCAGAGUGUCCACCAUUCCAGAUCUGUCCUCAUGUAUACAGGCUGCAGUAAGUGAUGAGAGCAUUUUAGAGGUCAUGACCCCGGAGAAAGACAGCCAAUCGGGAAUUAUUUUGAUAUUUCCCAUAAGGCUUAUAGAGUCUGCAGCAUUGUGGGAUAGAGAGAAUGCUGAGAGUCAUGUGGAACUGUCCUGUAGAAAGACAGGUCAAAAGGUCAGACUCCCAGUAUCGGUCAGGCUGAUUGGACAACGACCUGAACAAUUUGGUUACAGAGGCCGUUCUGUUGGUUGGGGAGCUUUCUUCCUGAACAGCAUCAACAACAACCAGUCUCUCUUCUCCUACCUGUUCCUUAUCCUAGCCACCGCUGUAGCAGUUCUAGUAGGUUACCACUACGUGAUUGGACCUCGUUACAAGGCCGCGGCCAGCAGUAACCCAGCCUUCCUCAGACCCGGGGCCGCUGGAGCGGCCACACCCUCCUCACCGGUGUACCCCUCGCCACAAUUCUCACCCAGCCACUCCCCACCCCCAUACACAAGCUAUGCCUCCCCACUGACAAGUGCAAAAUCCCCGAUCUUGUGGUCCACAGAGUACCACCCUCAGGAUGGAAGCAGUCCCCGCCGGCGGUCCCCUUACAGUAGAUCUCCUGGUGUCUCUCCGUCCUUUGGUUCCAGACAAAGUCCAUUAUAACCAUUCCAAUAGUAGCCCAACAAAUUCCUAGGUUUUCUUAAUAAAUCUUCAUCAUCACCAUCAUCAUCACUGAAGUCAAAAUAUUUUUUCUUGUACGUCCAAACUUGAAUGUUUGAUGAUAAAUGCUUACAAUGAUAAAUGAGUGAUUGGUGACAUCGAAAUUUUACUGAGCAGGAUUUCAUGCUUGUAAAAUAUUAUUUCAUUAAGGGUCAAUGUUUCAGGAGUGUGUGUGAGGAAAAGAGACAGAGAAUUUUGUACCUUUUUGCAUAAUAGAAGUGUAACAGCAGGCCUGAGUGGCUAAAGACUAAAUGUAAGGGGUGAAAGAUUUUGUUUGUUUUGUGAGUUUUAGUGAUGAAUGUCAGUGACUGUGUGUUGUCAAUGAUUUACAACAUUUCUUGUCGUAUGUUUAUCUUUGUAUCUAUGGAUAUUUGCAAUGUGUUCAUGGUAUUAUGUAUACUUGAAUAAUUCUUAAGGUCUGUUUUGUUAAAUCAGAAGAUGUAAAAAUGUCUUUCCAAAAUGCAUAUCUAAAUACAUGUACAUGUAUGUGUAGAGAAAUAGUUGCAGUACUUUGAGAUUUUACUUUACUAAAUGUGAGGCUGAACUUUAAAAUUGUGUUAAUUUAUACCAAGCAUUUAAAAAACGUAUUAAUAAGUUAUAACUCACAAAUCAGGAGAGUGUCAAACACUAGUAUAUUUAUGAAUAACAGUCUUAUCACAAGUGUUCUUGAGUACAUUUGUAUGUAUAUUUAAAUGCUUAAACAUGUUGAAGAAUUCAAAUUUAAAAUGUCGUGAGAUAAUGUUAUACAUGUAUUGGAUAAACAGACUCUUGAUAGCUCAGUCUUUGAAGUUCUUGAUUUCUUAAUCCUAUUCUGUACUUGAAUUAAGGGUCCUUCACACAUGUUCUACUCUUACUGAGUAUUACUUUUAACAAACAUAUCAACCUUUAAAUAAUGCAUCAUUUGAAAUAGUUGUGUUUAAAAAUUAUUCAUAAAUAUUAAGAAUUUUUUUCCAUCCAGUUUUGAAAAGUAGUGCAGUAAGUGUUCUUUUAAUCGGAAUAAGCUCAUAAAACAUUAUCAUCAACUUAAUUUU
Molecule: messenger RNA, 6887 nt
Organism: Saccostrea echinata
Lineage: Eukaryota; Metazoa; Mollusca; Bivalvia; Ostreida; Ostreidae
Product: nuclear pore membrane glycoprotein 210-like
Exons: 43
Coding region: 16-5799 (1927 amino acids)
Cellular component (GO): nuclear pore
Source: RefSeq, a predicted model, not a curated record